Molecule: messenger RNA, 1602 nt
Organism: Penicillium arizonense
Lineage: Eukaryota; Fungi; Ascomycota; Eurotiomycetes; Eurotiales; Aspergillaceae
Exons: 8
Coding region: 1-1602 (533 amino acids)
Molecular function (GO): carboxylic ester hydrolase activity
Source: RefSeq, a predicted model, not a curated record
AUGUAUCAAUUGUUGUGGAUUGUCCUCCAAGCUGCAACCAGUGCCGCUACUCUGGUAAACCACUCAGCAGAGCUUCGAGUAGUAACCUCCAGCGGCAUCGUGAGCGGGAUAUACAACAACACAGCCCAAACAGUCCGGGGAUUUAUAGGAAUACCAUACGCCGAGCCCCCAGUAGGACGCCUGCGCUUUGCACCAGCACAAUCCAAACCCCCAGCCAGACAUCCGAUCGAUGCAUCGUCCUUCAGCGAUCCAUGUCCACAGGUUUACACAUACUCCAAUGAAUCAAUCUGGAGCAUUCUUCCAUACAAGAUAUGGAAUCCAGCCAAUAUGUCCGAAGACUGUCUUUAUAUUAACAUCUGGACGCCUUCUUCCAAACAUCAGGGUAAGAGGGCGCGAAACGCGGCAGUGAUGAUGUUCAUCCAUGGGGGAGGGUACGGCUCUGGUUCUGGAUCGGUGGCUUUUUACGACGGAACAAAUUUGGUACAGGACAAUGAGGAUAUCAUUUUUGUCACUUUCAAUUAUCGGCUCAACGUCUUUGGAUUUCCUAAUGCACCCGGUCUGGAUCCUCUGAAGCAGAAUCUAGGACUAAUGAAUCAGCGACUGGCGGUCGAAUGGGUCCAUAAGAACAUAGCCAACUUUGGCGGUGAUCCAAAGAGGAUUCUCCUUUUCGGGCAAUCUGCUGGGGCAUCGUCGGUUGAUAUCUAUUCAUAUGCUUAUCUAGACAAUCAACUUGUCAGCGCAUUCGCCCUACACUCCGGCACUGCUCCAUCGUUGAUAACACGGGCUGACCAUAAGAAUUGGAACGACUUGUCUACUGCUGUUGGAUGUGGUUCGGGAGCGAAGUCUCUUGCGUGCAUGAGACGAGUUCCGGCCACAAAGAUUGUCGAGGCAAGGACACAGGGGAACUACAAGUACAACUUCUAUCCGAUCGUAGACAAUCGAACUGUGUUCUCGGACUAUGCUGCUAGAACUCGAAAGGGGAAAGUAGCACUCCUGCCAACAUUAGCUGGGAUCAACGAACACGAAUUCUCGGCAAUAGUCCGUUUGAGUCAAGAAUCUGUUAAUGAAACAGACAUCUGCGAAAAUGUCCAAAAAGCCUUCAACUGUCCACUCCAGGAGACUGUGAAGAUGCGACUUGACCGGAAUGUGCCCACUUGGAGGUAUCUAUACCGAGGGAAUUUCACAAGUCUCAGUCCAACCACCUGGCUCGGAGCCUACCACACUGCCGAGAUACCCAUUGUGUUUGGAACUUACAAUCUAUCCAAAGCUAUAGCUCCAUCUGCGGGAGAGGCUGAAGCCAGCAGAUACAUCCAAGGUACUCCCUCUGAAACGUAUAGCGACUCGUCAAGGUCUUAUGAGUAUUUCUUAGGAGCAUGGGUUGCAUUUGCCAAGAACCCCCAAAAUGGACUCAGCAAGUAUGGAUGGCCACAGUUCAGUUUCGAUCAACCAACUUUGAUCAAUCUCGCCCUGGACAACACCACUCAAGUUGUGUUUACAUCAGCUGAUCCGUGGGAUAGUUAUUGCAAUGAAGUUGGCAAGACUACUGAUAUCGAGGGAAUCCAAGAUGGCAAGGGACAGAUAGUUCUUGGGUAUGAUUUAUAG